AUGAAAUUGUUUACGCUCUCUGCCGCAUGUCUGGCUAUCGCUGGCCUGGCUUAUGCGACCCCUCACAAAAACCCCAAGCCCAUGUUCAUUAAUCAGUUUGACGAGGCAUCCAACGACUUUCAAUUCCUGUCUUCCGUCAAAUCGCCAUUUACAGCCAAUCAGCAUUCUCUUUUCGAGUCCAGCAAGCGUCCUUCUGCUCUCAAGGUCGAGACCAAGAGCACCAUGUCAGCUACUGGAAAAAUAACUGUUUGGAAUGUACUUACUCAUGCCAAGUUUCCUAAAUACACCAUCCGUGUGAGGGAAAAGGUUGAGCUAUGCGAUCCUAGUGUUCAGCAGACUUAUGUUGGCUACCUCGAUACUGAAGACAAUAAUCACUUUUUCUUUUGGUUUUUCGAAAGCAGAGAUAAGCCUAAAACUGAUCCUGUAAUUUUGUGGCUUAAUGGUGGCCCUGGCUGCUCAUCUCUCACCGGUCUUCUUAUGGAGCUUGGCCCUUGUCGUGCCAACCCCGAGGGAAAUGGUACCACCAUCAACAAGUCUUCUUGGAAUGCUAAUGCAAACGUCGUCUUUUUAGAUCAGCCUACCAAUGUUGGCUUCAGCUACGGUGAUGGAAAGGUUACAGACUCGGAUGCUGCUGCUCAAGACGUUUAUGCUUUCCUUCAGAUAUUUUUCCAGAAAUACACCCAAUAUGCCAAACUUCCCUUCUUUGUUACUGGAGAAUCGUACGCUGGCCACUACAUUCCUGCUAUUGCCAAGACUAUUUCUGAGGGAAAUGCAGCCUCAAUUAAGCAUCAUACACUCGAUGAUGGUCCAGAAACUGUCGAGAUUCAAUUGAAAGGGCUUGCUAUUGGAAACGGUUUAACUGACCCUUUGGUGCAAUAUCAGUACUAUCCUGAUAUGGCCUGCGAUGACAAAUAUGGACCUAUUCUUGAUGAACAGACCUGCAACACUAUGCGUUCCAAGUAUAGCACAUGUAAAUCUUUGAUCAGCGCAUGCUACAACUGGAAAAGCGCUUUUACUUGUGUGCCAGGCUCUCUUUAUUGUAAUUCUGCCAUGAUCCAGCCAUUCCAAUCUUCUGGCAAGAAUAUUUAUGAUAUUCGCAAGGACUGUGACGCUUCCAACCCACUUUGCUACUCUAUUUUAAAUGACAUCGAGUCUUGGUUAAACCGUCCAGAUAUUCAGGAGCAACUUGGUGUAGAUGUUACCUACCAGGGCUGUAACAGAGACAUCAAUGUCAGUUUUCUUAUGGCUGGUGACUGGAUGCACCCAUAUGUCGAGUAUAUUGCUCCACUUCUCGAGGAAGGGAUCGCCAUUAUGAUUUAUGCCGGUGAUGCCGAUUAUAUUUGCAACUGGAUUGGAAAUAAAGCAUGGACUAUGUCUCUUGAGUGGUCUGGCCAGGAAGGAUUUGAAAACGCCGAGGACAAGCCAUGGGUCUCUGAAGUUACUGGUAAGGCUGCUGGUGAAUUCCGUCAACAUGAAAACUUUUCGUUUGUUCGGGUUUAUGAAGCUGGCCACAUGGUUCCGUAUGAUCAGCCCGAGCAUUCUCUUGAGAUGAUCAACCAUUUCACACGAUACACUCUAUCCAAAAAAGGCGGGAAAAAGCACCAUAAAUGA
Batrachochytrium dendrobatidis JAM81 is the source of this 1611-nucleotide messenger RNA. RefSeq lists its product as uncharacterized. The record is from RefSeq and is a predicted model, not a curated record. The coding region runs from base 1 to 1611 and encodes 536 amino acids. The transcript is spliced from 7 exons. Gene Ontology annotation, molecular function: serine-type carboxypeptidase activity. Gene Ontology annotation, biological process: proteolysis. Lineage: Eukaryota; Fungi; Chytridiomycota; Chytridiomycetes; Rhizophydiales. Gene Ontology annotation, cellular component: fungal-type vacuole.